GCUAUUACCAUCAUGUGCCUCAAAUUGCCUCGAGGCGGCGAGUCUCGGUCUGAUCCUACCCGCGUCACAACUUUUUCCUAUAUGUACACCUGUUUCCCCCUCCCGACUUUUCCCAAGUUGCCAUGUCCCAACCCUGCGCGCAGGUCGUGGCGGUGGCACCUCGCCCUGCAUUGCGCGAACGUGGAGGACAACCAUCAAGUACUCCUGCACUCGUAGCAUAUUCCUCAUCUGUCCAUGCUUCUCGUCCACUGCGCUCUUCCCCCCUCGCAGGGCCAGCAUUUUCUAGUAAUCCAUCCAUCGUGUCCUUAGAGUCUAGCCAGUCCCAAUGCCCAAGUGCUUUUAGCCUAGACGUUGGCCCGUAUUCGCGCUCGCAACCGUCAUCUGUCAUUUCUCACACCGGUUCUAUUUCGGCGACCACGUCUUCGCAUGCCCACCGCGCACCCGGACCUUUGGCAGGACCGUCAAAGAGCGCUGGAGCUAUCCCCACACUCAGUGUAGACGCUCGCCCAUAUUCGCGCUCGUCGCCCUCAUCUGUCAUUUCUCAUGCUAGUUCCAUUUCUGCUAGCUCAUCCUCGUUUUCCUCGCAUGCGCGCACAACGGCACCAGUCAAGAGCACUAGUGCUAUUCCCACCUUUGGUCUGUUCCGACGGCAGGCCAAGGAUGAACCAGUUGUUCCACUUCCUACCCAAGCACCGUUCAACCACAGUCGCUCAUCCUCUUUGCCAUUAACAACCCCCCGGCCAGCCCAUAUCCCACAAACAUACUCACCGAGUACUUCUCGGCCAUCCACCUCCCCAAAACCUUCAGUGUCCCGAAAUCCGAAUGAUAACUGGAUGUCAUCUUCUCCAUUUGGUCCUGCGUCUACGCCCCGCUUUUCUAGGCAAUCGAUGUCAUCAAAACCAGUGGUGAUGCCUCUGAGCGCCCGGGAAUACCGCAGAAGAAAAUGCGUUAGCACGAUGACAAACUCUUCGGCCACAUUUGGCUCGCCGGUCACCGAGGGCAUUGGCAAGGAAGAUGUAAAUUCUCUACCCCAUAUCAUAAUCUCCGACUCUGAGGCUCCCGGUGCUUCUCCUUCCGUUCCCCCAUCCGGGAACAGGUCUUCCAGGCGUGCCUCGUCUCCUACGCUUCCGCGCUCACGGGACUUCCAAUUAUCUCCCUCCCAGGGUUCUCGGGAACCCGCAUUAUCCGAAAAAAGUUCGAUCAGCACGUUCUUCUCGUUAUCUGAGAACGAGGCCGAAAGUGCCGUCAUCACUGUAGUUGAUCCCGGCGUAACACCACGCCGGAGGAAGUCUUACCCCAACCCAACUCAGCGUCAUUCACGUAUCAGUCUCGUGGAUGCUGUCAAUCGCCUUUCGCAGAUCAGCGGAACGAGUGGAGAUACCAUGUUUUUCGAUAUGGAUGACGGGCAUAGCCCUCGUCAGAGACAGAUUUCUGUCACGGAGGAUGAUGGGGUGCUCAGAAGGGCGAGCUCGCGAAGGAAGAAAACCGAUGUGCCUUCCCGCGAACCACCACCAAUGGCGGACGCCGCGGCAGAACCUAUUGCACCACAAGAACGCACUCGAGUGGUCAGGAUUCUCGAAGCCAACGAAGUUUCGUCUAUUCCCGUGCUUGGCAGCGGGUUUUCCGACAUAUCCCAUGACCAUGAAAAACUUGUCUCCGGUGACACAUCCACCGAGCGGGCCGCUUCUUCAUCGAAUAUAGACUCGAAGGCGACAGGCACUUCUUCCACUGAGGUACAAGUUAGAUCUCGCAAGAAGCUUACCAAAUCUCGAACACAAUCCGUUCAGGCACCACCUGCGCGAUUAACUACCCCAUCAUUGCCCUGGAUUCCUCGCCCUCCUUCGCCGUUCUUCAGGGGUAGCUCAAAACAAAACUUGCCAAAGGCUUCCACAUCGGAUGUGACGCUGCAGGAGAACGCUCCACAGACUCCAGAGAUAGGAGAUAACGAGAAGGAGAACAAACGCCGGGGUCGUCGAUUAACGUUCCAGUUCAUUCCCUCCCCCUCCUUUCAAAGACGACCCAAGUCGGCUUCAGGCAUUCCUGCAAGCCUUGACUUGAAGUCUCCCGUGAGGAAUGACACUCGAAAAAGGACGUCCGAGUCCCGGUUCGGAUCAGAUAGUGCAUUGAGUAGCCUUACAGGUAGCGCAACUACUAUCACCCUGAUGCCUCCCCCCCCUAUCACAUCUUCUUCCAGUGUAUCCUCAAGUGCGGGAAACUCUACUUCAAGCUUGACUGAUGGCAGCAGCACGACAAUGGCGUCGCGGGGAACCAGCGCUACUUCUGUCGUUUCUCCGAGUCUCCAGACCCUUUCUCGCGGCGUAGAAUAUUCCUACCCCAAAGUCCCGUCAAAUCUGAAGAAGAGCAUCGUAGCGCAGUCGGGCAGUGACGCCGAUAUCGACGAGUCUGCGACCCAGCAGGAGAACUUGAUUGAUGCAUCCAAAACUUUCGUCGACCCCCCUAGUGCCUCACAUGAUCAAGAACUACAAGACUCUUCUUCUUCUUCUUUCAUCACUGUCUCCUCCUAUGCCUCUUUCACCUCAUAUUCGACAUCGGUCUCUGUACCUGCUGCUCUUGAUGCCAGAAAUGCGCCGGGCUUUCUUAAACACCGUGAUCAAGCAUUAGAUCCCAAUGCACAUCCUAUGUGGACAGUCCCUAUGGUCACGGUCACCGCUGCCUCACCAACUACUCCUCUACCACACACUACAGAAACCUCUCCGACACUUCACGAACCCUCUGUACGACCCUCUUUCCUGGCUGUCCCCGUCCACGUCCCUACCUCGAGGUCCACAGCACGCCUGAAGCGCCCGCGCCCACGCCCACGCCCACAGACGGCACCUGGUUCUCCCACCGCGCCACACUUUCCAACUCCUCCAUCUUCGAAAUCACCGCGGGCUGCGGGAACGUCGUCAGGGUUCAAAUCUGUGCUCCGCAGUCUCCUUGGUCGCGCAGGCUGACGUAUUCAGGGAUAUCUUUGAUUCCAGCCAGAAGUUUGAUGCUGAUUCACCGCUAAUGUCGUUAUCGAAAAAGACGCCUACGCCAUGUUUCAUGUGGGUGUGGUUGUCGAGAUACCUGCCCCCUAUUUCGUUUUGGGAUUUAUGGUCACCGGUCUUGGGCAUGCGAGUAUGUCAUGUUGCUUCUUGGGAAGGGGGACUGCUUUCUUGGACUUGGACGUAAUUGAUAUUGAUGUGGUGGUCAUCGGUUUGUUUACAUACAGUACUAGAACGUUUUUAUCUGGCUACUUGGACGAAACGGUGAUGAUAUCUUGGAACUACUGAUAUUUAAUAAUAUACGAGCGGAUGCAAGAAGCAAGAAUCUUGAAUGACGUGCAUACGGGACGGUGUUCCUCAGAUGCUGAC
Suillus clintonianus is the source of this 3356-nucleotide messenger RNA. RefSeq lists its product as uncharacterized. Lineage: Eukaryota; Fungi; Basidiomycota; Agaricomycetes; Boletales; Suillaceae. The record is from RefSeq and is a predicted model, not a curated record. The transcript is spliced from 2 exons. The coding region runs from base 123 to 2954 and encodes 943 amino acids.